Messenger RNA from Cyprinodon variegatus (sheepshead minnow), 2758 nucleotides. RefSeq names its product transmembrane protein 240 (gene tmem240a). The record is from RefSeq and is a predicted model, not a curated record. The transcript has 4 exons. The coding region runs from base 755 to 1282 and encodes 175 amino acids. Lineage: Eukaryota; Metazoa; Chordata; Actinopteri; Cyprinodontiformes; Cyprinodontidae.
CGCGCGCACACGCACAGGCAGUGGGAGUGGGUGCUCGUGAAGCUGCUGGAUGCCAGGAUGGGAUAAUCAUGCGCGUCUGGCUCCGGGCGUUGAUGCAGCUGCCGAUGCUGGAAACGGACUGGAUUCGGGGCGCAGGGUGGGUCUAGGUGCAGGCCGGUGCCGCUUGGACCUGGUGUUGAUGUUUAUCAGGCAUUCUGAGGAUGACUGUAGGGCGAUGGCCGUGAGAGGAGAUGCUGCAGCUCUUUGAAACGAUCUCACCCAUGGAGGACGGGAUUCACCGGCAUUGAAGCGCAGAGCGGUUCUGGGGGAACUUGGGGGGAGAAAAAAAAAAGGGGGGCCAGGGUACCAAGACAUCAGAGGAUACAAAAAGACGCAUUUCACGAUUUCUUUGGGUGAUGUUUAUUUCUACCUGAAACAGUGAGAUAAACGGAGCCGGAGCAGAAAUCGGCUAUUAGGAGCGCACAGCCUCCGUGGAUCCAGCAGCAGCCGCAUCCGUCCGCUGGUUCUGGUGGGAUUUACUUGAAUGGAGAGAGGUUGCAGGGAGAGGGGGGGAGAGAGAGCGACUCGCCUUGUGUAGGAGGAGGAGAAGACGGAGGAGAACCGGGCAGUUUGAAGGGACGGGGAGCCAGGGGCGGCGCGGCGGCUCCAUGAGCGGCUCCUGCCGGGAGAGAGCGCCCACAGCCCAGCCGGAGCGUCUCCACUGCCGCGGGUAGAACCCCCGGGCUCCAGGACGGCGGUCAGUUUGGAAGUUUUGAUGCAUAUGAUCACAACCACCAUGAUUUUUAUGAUUCUUGGUGCUUCAGUUGUAAUGGCAAUAGCCUGUUUAAUGGACAUGAACGCACUACUGGAUCGCUUUCACAACUACAUCCUACCGCAUCUACGAGGCGAGGAUCGCGUCUGCCACUGCAACUGUGGAAGGCAUCAUGUCCACUAUGUAAUCCCUUAUGACGGGGACCACUCCUUGGUGGACUCUUCAGAGAACUACUUUGUGAGUGACAGUGUGACCAAGCAGGAGAUGGACUUGAUGCUGGGGCUGCUGUUGGGCUUCUGCAUCAGCUGGCUGCUGUUGUGGCUCGAUGGAGUCCUGCACUGUGCUGUCAGGGCCUGGAGGGCAAGCCGGUACUACGAUACUCCAUCCUGGUCAUGGUUGCCCCAGUUCUGCAACCUCAGAGACCUCCGUCGCCGAGCCCAGCUCAGACAGCUGGAGGACUCCAGCGGUAACAUGGUCCACAUCAAGCAGAAGCUCUACCACAACGGCCACCCAAGCCCUCGACACCUCUGACUCUAAAAAUCGAUUUAAAAACGAAAGGAAAUGAGAAUUAAAACUUAGACUUUCCCCCCUUAAACCACCUUGUACCUUCUAAAACACCUUCACUCGUUCCCCCGGCCAAACGUUGCCUCAGAGGCCUGUAAAACUGCCCUCCCUCUGUUCAUAGCGUGGCCCUCUUUCAGCCUCUGAACAGGACUUUCUUUUGAUCCUAAACCUGUCUCAGCACUUAAAAAAAAUUCCCGGAAUGAGAUUUUUCUUUCUUCCCACUAAAAAAACCUUGUCUUAAGUCUGUGUCCACCACUGUGGGAGGAAGAAAACAAUUUUAAGAGUGUUUUUUCUGUAUAGAGACAUUUUCUGUGUUCAUUGUUAAACUUGGCAUGCUCUUUUAGAACAGGGUAAAAAUGUAUGGGGGGUGAGAUGGGGUAUUUUUUUUCCUUCUUUCAGGUUGGACUUUAUUGUUGUAGGGUGGGGCGAAUGCAACAGGUGGGUGGGUGGGUUUUUUGUGACGGUUAGACUGCUGCUUCUGUAAAUAGGUAAAAAUAAGGGGAUUUAACAGACGGGGGUGUGUCCGGUUGGGAGAUUUUUGUGUGAGUCGCUUCUUGGUAGAAAAACUGAACAAAGUCAGUUUGAGUAAAACGUAGAUGAAAAAAGAUAAAGGAAAGGGAGGCUGUGUGAAAACGGGAUGUGAAAAAAUGUGAUUUCUGCUAAAAACACUGAUUAAUUAGCUUUGUUACCUAGUGAAAUAACUGAAUGUAUUAAUUUUUCCUGUAAAUAACAUGAGAGGGAGGAGGGGGUGUGUGGCUGCGGUCAGAUUUCCCUCUGCUAAAUUCUCAUUCAUUCAGUUGACACUCGUUAAGACAUAAACGCCAAACAUAAAUGAAAACUCAGUCAACUUAUACACGGAUCUGCAAAAGUAUUCUCACCUCUUAAGUUUUUUACACCUUUUAUUACAUUACAACAAACUUUAAUGUAAUUUGCUGGGAUUUUAUGUGAUAUACCAACACAAUUGUGAAGUAGAAAGAAAGAUUACCCAUGGUUUGCAAAGGUUUUUUUUUUUAUUCUUUCUCUGUAAAAUCUGUCAAAAUUCUUGUGACAGAGGAAUGACCUGCAGUAAGAACAAAGGACGGGUACUUAGCUUUCAUCUGGUUUAAUAUUUUUUAUUAUCAGCUUUGCAAAUAUGGGGACUGAAUUUUUUAUGAGACCAUCUAUGAAUAUCGCUUUUUCAUUUUCCAAUUGAAUAUAGGUCUAGGGUUUGACUAGGUCCCUUUGACACAUGAAUGUGCUUCCAUUUUAGGUCAAAGUUUUGAUAAUAUGUUUUAGAGCAGUCCUGCAAAUUUUAGAGAAUUUUUUGCAGUAACACACCUGAGUCAAACAACCAGAUCAUUAGCAGAGAGCGUAACUGCAUACUGAGGUGAUUCAGCCAUUUGAUUCAGGUGUGUUGGACAAGGGAAGCAUCUAAAAGUCUGCGAGGACUAAAAUUGAACACCC